Molecule: messenger RNA, 3018 nt
Organism: Mollisia scopiformis
Lineage: Eukaryota; Fungi; Ascomycota; Leotiomycetes; Helotiales; Mollisiaceae
Exons: 5
Coding region: 284-2932 (882 amino acids)
Source: RefSeq, a predicted model, not a curated record
GUCCUUCCUUUUCACGAUUUUCACUCAUCCGCAACACUUUCAAUUGGUUAAAUGACUUUUGUCGUGGGCGGAAUCAAACCUGACGUUGACCGCUUAGAAAAGAUCAUUACGCCCGGCUUGGAUGCCCUAUUUACUUCGCUUCAGCUGCCUAGACUUUGUACCACCUGGAGAGCCUCGUUGAUUUUUCUCUCCCAUUCGGAUUCAAUUUCUUCUUUCUGAAAUAUUGUUGCACUCUUGCCACGCCGUCAAGGAUUCCUUCUUGCAUAGCCAAUUUCAAUUGACGAUGGACGGCAUCGCGGGACCAUCAGUUGACCAGCUCAAUGCUCCAUAUGCGGAGAGAUGGGGGCUGUUGAAGGAGGUUAUGGUCCGACUGUUCCUGGAAGAAGGGAAGAAAUACAAGGAGAUUGUCAAAAUCAUGGAAAUAGAAUACAAAUUCUAUGCGACAGAAAACCAAUACAAGCGUCAAUUCGGUGCUUGGAAUGUGAAGAAAGCCCUGCCCACGAAGAAAAAGAUCAAGAUUAGUAAGGAGAUGGAAACAAGAGCCCAGCAAGGCAAAGCUUCUAUGUUGCUGUACAAUGAUAAGAUGGAGAACCAGAAGAUCCGAAGGUAUAUGAAAAAACAAGGAAGACGGGAUAUAUCCAUAUGGACGAGUGGAGCUGUUGACAUUGAGAACUUGACUGGACAUGCACUACAGACUGGCAACAGAGUAUUCAUGAAUUGGAAUUUACCUUCUGCUGUCUUGCGCUUCUUGAACUCGAAAGCGAAGGAUCACAUUUCGCCUAAUCCUUCAGUUGGAACUCCAAUGAGCGGUGUCUUGGUAGCGACACCUUCGUCCAACUCUGGACCGUCUCCUAGAAACCCUUCGUCCCCUAGCGACGCCCUGUCACCAGACCAAGAACGAUCUGCCAUGACAGCUACAGUCAAAGAGAGUCUAAAAGUUACUCGAGCACAUCUUUUCGUCCAAAAACAUCACAAAGAUCUCUUUCGAGGGAUGAACUUGCAAGAACAAUGUGUGGUCACUGAUUACUUCAAUCAAUUCUGGCAACACUCUUUCGUUACAGCCAAGAAUUGGGGUCACGGGCCGAGAACUUGGGAUGCGUCAACUCUCAAGUUCAAUCAAUUCUCUCAGCGAAAUAUCGACAGCCUUCCUGGCACUCCGGCCAUGAAUACUGAUACCCUCAGGCACUCUCACCACCAGAGUCCGAAGCAACACCACUCACUUGGGGAUCAUGUUCCAAGCCCAAGCGAUCUAUGUCGCUGGAGCAUUCAUGUGCUUGAGAUGGAAUAUGAUCCCAUCCACUCGCCUGAACCGGCGGAAGAGCAAGUAGUCCCAGACCCAGAUAAUAAGGACACAUGGAGAUCUUGGCAGAACCCUGGAAGCAUUCAAGACUUCGCAGAAACCUUGGAGAAAUCCCUGGAAGGUAACAAGUUUAGCACCAUCGAAGUCAAAGAACUUCCAAUAUCGAUCGGCCAGAUCAUUCGAGCUGCGAAACGGUCCCCGGAACAAUUGUUGGAGGAAGCAUUUGGAUUCAGUAUCAUGGCACGAAACAUAGAUCUGGUUUCUCAAAUGGGAGAGCAUCUACACGACAACCGCGACUUAUCAUUCCAUGAUCUAUAUCCUCUUCAUCUGGCUGCUAGCUAUCUGGAUGGGACGAAGACCUGUUGCUUGAUUUUCCACGAACUCGUACACUCGAUGGUGACUGGCGAAGCAUCUGUUCGGAAGCUAUACACGAACCAUCUCAACCACACAGUGCUCGACAAUCUAAUGCUCACUAUUCUCAAGGCCCACACAUUCUGCCCUCCUGUGAUGGUCGAUGAUGCCUUCAAGAAAGAGCAUCGAUUCGCAGGAGAAGAAGUGGACAUCUGUGGAAGAUGGGAUGCCGAUUCGGACUGCAUCCGUCACCUUCAGGCAAGUGGCAGUCCCACAAUACCUCGAAGUUGGAAGCAUAUGUUCUGUCACACUUCUGCUCAAACUAUAACCCACUGUGUUGGCACUCUUUUCUAUCCUCAUUGGAAGCCCGACAUUAAUACGCCUAGCGGUCUCUUUCUCAAGCGUUGUCCGAAUGAAACUUGCGGCAUGAAGCUCCAACUGAAGCCCCUCCAUACUCUUGUUGUCACAGCAGUCUAUCUCGCACAGUUUGGGACUGACGGAGAGAAUCUUUUCGGAAUAGUAGCAAGCCUACUCAGUCUCCUGAGAUUCGGCGCAAAUCCACUUCUGAAAGCUGAUAUUUCGCCCAUCGCAUUGCUAGGUAGCGAUACGGGCCUAGAAUGUACACAUUCGGAGCUCGAUCCUUUUGAGCUUGCACAGCGCGUUCCACAAGAGCUUAUUUCACAAUGGCCACAAGGGAGAGUUGUCGGCUGGAAGAUAUUCUGCCAUGUGCUUCGUUUGUCGCAGAAUGAUUGGGACCCUCCAGCUGUCCCCGGACCUGCCGCCGAUACUUUGAGAGAUGAUCUGCGAGAUAUCUACGCUUUCGUUGAAGAUGAGGACGAUGAAGUGAUAAUGCGAAGCUUCGAUGAUCGCGAAGUCAACAGCGAAACCCAAAACACUGAUGUCACAGAUGAUUUGGAUGAUGGAGAGGAAUUCCCUCUGUACUGCCCGGAACAUGAAAUCGACAGCUACUUCGGCAAGAACAAGACACUGAUCACAUUGUGGGCAGCAGUCCAAACUGAGCUCCUGACCUACAGAAGACUUGCAGCAGGCGAUCCAUGGGUUUCAGCUAAUUUUGAUAUGCUUUCUGUCCUUAAAAGCUUAGAGACGGGUGCCGAGCUCUCCAUUAAGCUCGUUUCCAAGCAAAUGAUGAAGCCAGCCUGUUUUUGUGGCACGUUUGCUGAGCAGAACCAUUCUGUAUGCUUGCAGGAGGAAGCUUGCGCACAUUACUUUUCAAACCUUGAGGAUUGGAGCCGAUCAAGCUUCAUAGAGAUCCCCGAAUAGCUUGUCAGUUUUACCUGAACUGCCCCUCAAGUUCAAUAUGGUUCACUUAUAGGAGUGAAAAAUGGAAAUGAAAUUGCUUGUUCGCG